UGGCAAAGUGUGAAUAUGAAUUUUUUAUGUUAAUUUGUGAAAAUUUAUGUGAAAAUUCUGUAAAAAUGAUUUUUUCAAUGUUGUGUUAUAUUGUUUUUGGUUCGAUUGUGAUUGGAUUCUGUUACCUUACUGUACAGUUCUCAUACUGGUGGCGCAAGAAAGUUCCAUUCGUCGGUCUAAAGUUUCCGUUUAUAUUCGGGAGUAUUUCACUUGACAAACAUCUCGCUCUUCAAUUUGCCGACUUUUAUCAAUCCAAUCGAAGAGAUCAACCAAUAAUCGGAUUUUUUUUAAUGGACAAGCCAUGUUGCUUGAUGAUAGAUCGCUUGAUGAACGUUACACGUUGUAUAUUAACGGAAGAUUUCAAAUAUUUUCGUAAUCGGUGUAUGUAUAACAACGAAAAGGAUGAUCCGCUAUCAGUAAUUUUGGGAAGUUUGGAGCAUGAUAAAUGGAAGCAACUUCGACCAAAAUUAACUCCAGCCUUUACAUCGGCGAAAAUGAAGAGAAUUUUUCCAAUUAUGUGCGCCGUUGGAGAUAAACUCGUUGACGGUUUAAAGAAAAAAAUCAUAUCAACUAAGAAUCAAGUGGAAAUCCGCGACUCAUUCAGUCAAUUUGCGACUAAUGUGAUUGGAACGGUGGCCAUUGGCAUUGAAUUUGGAACGAAAUCACAAGAAAUGGCAAAAAAGGCAAUGAAACCACAUUUGUCACAUUGGAAAAAACUUCUCACAAUUGCGCAUCCAAAUUUUGCGAGACUCUUUCGCAUUCGAAAACAUUCAAAAGAAGUUUCGGAUUUUUUCAUGAAUGUUUUUCAACAGGAAAUUGAACGUCGUCAGAAAUCUCAAACAAAUGUCCCACGAAACGACUAUCUGCAAAUUUUAAUUGAAUCCGAAUUGACAACGCAAGAAAUCUCAGCUUUUGCUUAUGAUCUACUUUCUGCAGGCUACGGCGAUUCCACAGCAACACUGUCAUAUUGUUUAUAUGAAUUGUCAUUGCCAGAAAAUAAGAAUAUCCAGGAGAAAGCACGGACCGAAAUUUCGUCCAUUUUGGAACAACACAAUGGACUUUUAACAUACGACGCACUGAAUGAAAUGGUUUACUGCAAACAAAUAAUAAAAGAAACUGUGAGAAAGCACCCAGUUGCCGGGAUUUUGACUAGAAUUGCAACAAAACCGUAUAAAGUUCCGAAUACAAAUCUAACGAUUCCACGAGGCAUGUGUGUUUUCAUUCCAACAUUCGCAAUUCAUCACGAUGAACAAUUUUACCCACGACCAGAAGAAUUUAUUCCGGAAAGAUUCUCACAAGAUGUCUCUCCCCGGGAAUAUUUGCCGUUUGGUGAUGGUCCCAGAAAAUGCAUCGGCUUUCGAUUUGCAGAACUUCUCAUCCACGUGGGGUUGGUGUCGUUUUUGCAAAAUUUCAAAUUCUCAACGUGCAAUCGAACUCAAAUACCGAUCAAAUAUUCAACAACAAAAAAUACACUGGUUCCGAAUGAUGGCAUAUGGCUGGAUGUGCAACAAAUUUAACCGAUAAGCCUAAAAAAAUACAUGUAAACUGUAUCUUAGUCACUAUUAUUCAACAUAUUGCAUACAGUAACUGAUCAUUACUUUUAUUUAUCAUUACUUAAAAAAUAGAAUGUUAUGAAUUCUAUCUAUUUAU
Molecule: messenger RNA, 1650 nt
Organism: Contarinia nasturtii (swede midge)
Lineage: Eukaryota; Metazoa; Arthropoda; Insecta; Diptera; Cecidomyiidae
Product: probable cytochrome P450 6a20
Exons: 4
Molecular function (GO): oxidoreductase activity, acting on paired donors, with incorporation or reduction of molecular oxygen; monooxygenase activity; iron ion binding
Source: RefSeq, a predicted model, not a curated record